GUCACAUUCAAGGUCACUCAAUCUCAUGCAGCUAAUAUUUUUUGUGUGAUGUUAAUUCACAGUUUGUUCAAAAGAGCUUCAAGCUUUUUCUACAUAUCUUCUCGGACUGUCCUUUCAAACUGCUCAAGGUCAUACGCCGCUAUAAUGACACAUCGCGAGUCGAUCCGUCCUGUUGUCACGUCAGAUCUUUAUUCUCAGGACUUUGAUUCUGUCGUACUUGUUGUUGAAGACGUAUCAGAUGCAUCUUCUUAUGUGCCUCUGUUCGAAACAUUACAGGAAGCAUCACAGGUGAAUAAGAAAUUCUCGUCAGAUGUCCAUACCUUGGCUUGUCGUUCUUUACCAUCUAAACGCUUGGUCGUUUCGUUUACUGGCCAUCUUGAUCGUGACAUUGAUGAUGCUCGUCGGAUAACUGAAGCAUCUACAAAAGGCAUAUCUCAAGCUAUUAAAAUCGGAUCCAAAAGACCGCUUCUUUUGUUGGGUCCAUUGAAGACAGCUAAAAAGUUGGGACAUCCUUGGCUUGAACCAUCCGUUUCAUGUUUGGCAUCCUUACUUGGCGCUCUCCAUGCUUUAUAUGUGCCUCUUGAAGUUCGUGAAUUCAGUCCUCGAGAAGGCUCUACAUUUACAAAACCUAUUCAAACACAAAAAGCUGAAGUCCUUGGUUGGUUUGCUGGGACACAUUAUGCAGUAGAUCAUGAGAAACUGACUGGAUUAGCUUGGUGUUUGGAAGAAGGUUUACGAGUGGCACGUGACAUUGGUGGAUCUGAUCCAGAACGAAUGAAUGCCAAGAAUGUAGUGACAUAUCUUCAAAAAGAAUUGACAGCACCUGUUCAAAUGACUGAUUGUCCGGUCGAUCAAUCGCUUUAUCCACUAGCAGCUAUAGUAGAUCGUGGAAAUAAUGAACGACAUCGUGGUCAUGUAGUACAUUUAGAAUACAAUGGAACGACAGGAUCAGACAUUGAUCCUCAACAAAUAGUGAAUUUAUUUUUAAUUGGUAAAGGUGUUACCUAUGAUACAGGUGGUUCCGAUCUGAAAGUUGGCGGUAUUAUGGCUACAAUGCAUCGAGAUAAAUGUGGUGCAGCUGCUGUAGCUGGAUUUUUCAAAGUUUUGAAUUUGUUGAAACCAAACAAUUUAAAGGUACAUGGUACUUUAGGUUUAAUUCGUAAUAGUAUUGGUGAAAAUGCUUAUGUUAGUGAUGAAAUAGUCACUUCACGUGCUGGUGUACGAGUUCGAGUGAAUAAUACUGACGCUGAAGGACGAAUGGUUAUGACUGAUUUAUUAUGUGAAGCUAAGGAAAAGGCAUUGGAAGCACCCAAUUCACGCUUAUUAACAAUUGCUACUUUAACUGGUCAUGUCGGAUUAUGCUAUGGACAAGGAUAUACGGGUAUUGUUUGUAAUGGUCCAGCUAAAGAACUUGGUGAAGAUUAUGAUUAUCAAUUUGCUGGCUCAUUAUUAGGUGAAAUGCAUGAAAUAUCAACACUUCGACGUGAAGAUUAUGAUGCACAUAAAACUGAUGAAGAAUAUGCAGAUUUAUUGAAUUCUGCUCGUCUGAUUUGUGGGAAACGUAGCCGAGGACAUCAAUCACCAGUUGCAUUUAUGAUUAUGGCAUCUGGUUUAGACUCGCAUUUGAAAAACACUGAGAAACCAUUGGCCUAUACACAUUUAGAUAUUGCUUCAAGUAAUGGACCAUGUCCAGGUAUACCAACUGGUACACCAAUUUUAACAUUAGCAUCACAUUAUAUUCUUCCAGCACAAAUGAAAUGGCCACAUAGAAAGUCAUGAAUGUACACUCUGAUUGUCAGUGGGGGUUUUUUCUUUAUGAUUACAUGUGGCUAUUUGAGUAAUGAAUGAUUUUCAUGAUAGUAGACAUUGGUUUUGUGUUCUUGUCACAUUGAAUUGAUUCACAACUGAUGUUAAAAUAAUGUGUACUUUAUUUAUAUUUUUUGACCUUUUUUUGUUUCUUUGAAAUUCAUGGUACUGUAGUAUCAUCAGGCGGUUGGUUAUCUUAGCAAAAACUUUGUCUUUUUAUUAAAUGAAUUCAAUGAAUUUUUUUCAGAAA
Messenger RNA from Schistosoma turkestanicum, 2056 nucleotides. Lineage: Eukaryota; Metazoa; Platyhelminthes; Trematoda; Strigeidida; Schistosomatidae. The record is from the annotation of a GenBank genome assembly.